This is a messenger RNA of Chilo suppressalis (striped riceborer), 14636 nucleotides long. The record is from the annotation of a GenBank genome assembly. Lineage: Eukaryota; Metazoa; Arthropoda; Insecta; Lepidoptera; Crambidae.
GAAAAUUGCUAUUAUCCGACCAUGAUAAAACAGCGCAACUCCGUAAACAUUUACAUGAUAGUCAUGUUCAUCUUGUAUAGGUUUGGUUAGUAGCAUUUCGUGCGAACCCCGACGACGAAAUCAUUCCAUCCAGCCGUCGAAGCCGUGUUCUCGGGGGUUUGGGUUUGUGAUUUUGUAUAAAUCUCUAAAGUUUAUGUGCCAACUACUAUACAAAACAAAGAUUCGAACAUUCGAGCUGACUGCAAAGCUGCUUGAAGGAUCUGCCGAGCCCGCAUUAUCUGUGAUAUACAGCUCAGCCUCUCGUCCGUCCUAUAAGGGCUGGGCCACUUGGGGCUAGGAGGCGUGUCCGCAGCAGCUUCAGCGGUGAUCUCACCCUGCCCUCUGCUACAGAGGCACUAAACACUGCUACCUGCUUAAUUGACUGCAUCACUACGAACCAUUGUUACUUAGUCUAUAAUUGAAACAAUAUGCAAUCUGUGAAAAUAAGUCUAAUGCUAGGUGGAUAUUGUAGAAAAUUAUUCUAUUUAUAAAUAAUUGUCUGAUGUCUAAUGUUUCUGUAAUAUUAUGUGUUCCACGUCUAAUUAAGGAUAAUUGUUACUCCAAUAUUGAUAACUGUUACCGAACCAAUGCAAUGUAAUAACUCCACCUCAUCAUUGGUGGUGUACACAAAUAAAUUUGGUGCUUUUGAGCGAGUCGUUAAGAAGAAUGAGAGUCAGCAAGUUAGUGUAAAAAUGGUAGAUAAUAAUAUUUAUAAUGUAGAGUUUGUUGAUAGUAUCCAACAAAACCAAAUGAUUGGCGAUACGCCUAAAUACUGCAUUCCUUUAAUGAUUAACGCCAUAACAGUCCAGGGUAUCUCAUACAGUGACCCAUAUUUCAGUAGCUUUAACUUAAAGUAUAAGAUGGUGUUGGGAGCGCCAGAGUAUAUGAACAAGUCUGAUUACGCUUUUAAAUCCUCAGUUUGUAUUAUACGAGAUGAGCCUUGCGAGACGCAACUAAUAAACGAAAAGUCUGCUCGUGAUAUGAUAUGCAAAACGAAAACUCGAAUGAUUACUGAUUACGACAAGUCUGUAAAAACACACCAUGACAAUAACAAUGGAGCAUUAAGCUCGAAGUCAGCUUUGAAAGUAUUCGCUAACGGUGAUCUCACUUUGGAUGCGAUGUUGGAACUAACUAGAAGAGAAGAGGCUCUAGUGAAGAGCUUGGCUUGUGAAGAGAAGGACAGUUGGGGCUUGCCGCGUCGAUUGCGUUUGUGCGGUGGAGGAGAAAGCUCACUAAACGCAGCUACCGGUUGGGGAAGUCCUCCUGCUUCCAAUAAUGCUGCUGGGAACUGGGGCGGUAACAGCAGUGGCCAAACAAAUAAUGGAUCUAACAAUACUCAACAAUGGAACAACACGGCUCAACGCCCGCCUACUUCCCAAGCAGACAUGAACAGUAACAAGGGUAACGGAAACCAAAUGCCACCAACAAGUGCAGCUACUGGCCAAAACUGGCAAAGUUCUCCACCAAACAUGCCAAAUUCUCAAACUAACAAUAAUGGUGCGCCUGCUAGUAAUGGCACUAAUAAUCCAGGAAAUGGAAACAACGGAGGUAAUAACCCUGCUAAUCCAGCUGCAAACACGAACGGCCCAACAGGUGGCAAUGGUAAUGGCAACGUGAAUAGUACAUCCUCUGCCAAAAUCGAGAUCAACUCUAUGAGGGAGGCUCUAUUCAGUCAAGAUGGCUGGGGUGGACAACAUGUGAAUCAGGACACCAAUUGGGACGUGCCUGGCUCACCAGAACCUGGUUCGAAGGUAGAGCCUACUGCGGGUGCCCAACCUGCUUGGAAACCAAGCGUCAACAAUGGUGCAUUUCUGGGAACUGAUCUUUGGGAGGCAAAUCUCAGGAACGGAGGGCAGCCGCCUCCGCAGCCGGCCGCUAAGACGCCUUGGGGUCACACUCCGACGACGAACAUUGGGGGAACAUGGGGCGAGGAUGACGAUGCGGCUGAUUCUGCUAACGUUUGGACGGGACCACCACCUCCUCAGCAAUGGCCGGCCGGGCCGCCACAACACGCUCAGCAAUGGGGGGUACCUAAGAAAGACGAUUGGAAUGCGUGGGGCGAGCCUCAUCGCGGUGGAGAUCCACGAUUGGACCCCCAUCGCUCGGCCGAUCCGCGCCAACAACCCGCUGACCCUCGCCACGACCUACGAGGGGGAAUUUCCGGCCGUCUCAACGGAGAUAUGUGGAGUCAGCAUCACCAGCAUGCUGGCGGUCCGAACAAGAUGAUGCCCACUGGCGGCGUCAACCAAUGGGGUGCCCAGGGUCCAAAGGACUCGAUGAAAUCGUCGGGGUGGGAGGAGCCAUCGCCACCAGCGGUUCGACGCUCGGCGGGAGGUUUCGACGACGGCACCUCUCUAUGGGCCCAGCGGGCGGGUAUGGCAGGCAUGGCCCGUGGGGCUCCACAGGGGCCUCCAGCGCCCCAGCGUAUCCCACCAACGCCUACUAAACCAGACGCCGUAUGGGGUGCCCAUGGUCAACGCAACGGAUCCUGGGAGGAACCGCACGCCCCCACUUGGCCCGAUCGCGACGGAUCCGCGUGGCCCGAUCCAUCUGGGCCUGCGUUAUGGCCCGUGCCUCCUAAACCGAAACCCACUGGACCGGGGGGUGGGUGGCCGGACGAUAUCGGCGAAUGGGGCGGACCUAAGCCUCCGCAAGCUGGUCCGCUUGGCAAGCAGCUGCCUAAAGAAAUGGUGUGGAAUAGCAAGCAAUUCAGGUUCUUAGUGGAUAUGGGAUUCAAGAAGGAAGAGGCGGAGGCCGCACUACGCAACCGCGAUAUGAACGCAGAGGAAGCCCUGGAGUUACUGUCGGCUACCAGCCGCGACGGAUGGCGAAGGGAAGAACAGUUCGGACAUCACGCGCCUUUCCAACCACCGCCUAAUGUGCCAGCCGUUUCACCAGCGGUUGUACAGAAGCUACUUAAUCAGCCACCACCGCCGACUGUACAGCACCAUCAUUCUUACAACCCUAAUAGUGGCACGGGUAACAGCGGUCAGCCGAGCACGGCUCAGCUUCGUAUGCUAGUACAGCAGAUACAGAUGGCAGUGUCAGCGGGUUAUCUCAACCACCAGAUCCUCAAUCAGCCUCUGGCACCACAGACUCUGGUGCUACUCAACCAGUUGUUGCAACAGAUCAAGGUGCUCCAGCAGCUGGCUCAACAGCAUUCAGUGGCUUUGUCCAAGGGCAACUCUUCGAUCGCGCUGCAGUGUUCAGUGCAGAUCACUAAGGCUAAGCAGCAAAUAACUGCACUUCAGAACCAGAUAACAACUCAACAAGCGUUAUACAUGAAGCAGCAGGCCGGCGGCGCUGAUCUAUUCAAGCCGACCCACGAUCCUCUAGUUCAGCUCCAGAGUAACUUUAGUGACAUGGGCAUCACUAAGGACACUCAAGCGUAUGGAGCAAGCGGCAACCAACAGUCGCGUUUGAACCAGUGGAAACUGCCUUCCUUGGACAAGGACGGCGAAGGGUCUGAGUUCAGUCGCGCCCCGGGCACUGCCAAGUCUGCCGCCAGCCCUCAGCUCAACCAACUCGGCCUGCAGCCCGAUACUACUUGGGGGAUCGGACGCGGCUCCGAGGGUUGGGGCGACAGCGGCGCCGACGUGGCCGACGGCAAGGACGCCUGGCCCACGCAUCCGUCGCACCAGCCCGUCUACGAUCUCGUGCCAGAGUUCGAGCCCGGCAAGCCGUGGAAGGGUAACCAGAUGAAGAACGUGGAAGACGAUCCAGCUAUGACGCCCGGUUCUGUGGUGCGGUCCCCGCUUUCCUUAGCGGCUAUUAAAGAUACAGACAUGUUGGGGGGGAAGACUUCACCCCCUGGUGGAGAGCGUUCUCUCUCUUCUACCACUUGGAGCUACGCUCCUCCGGCUACUAGUGCCGCUGCGGCACUAAAGCCCCCGGCGGAUACGUGGGCGGGGAAGCCCCGGCCUGGGCCCCCUGGUUUGAACAAACCGUGGCCUCAGCACCAUGGCAAUGCUCAGCAGCGGCCAGUCACUUCGUGGCAGGCUUCCACUUGGCUCCUAUUGAAGAACCUUACUGCUCAGAUCGAUGGGUCGACGCUGAAGACCCUUUGCAUCCAGCACGGUCCCCUGCAGAACUUCCAUCUAUACUUGAACCAGGGCCUCGCUCUAGCCCGCUACUCCACUCGCGAGGAGGCGGCUAAGGCUCAGAUGGCGCUAAACAACUGCGUGCUUAGCAACACGACCAUCUUCGCGGAGUCGCCAGCCGAGUCCGAGGUGCAGAUGAUAUUGCAGCACCUCGGCUCCGGCGGCGGCGGCGCCUGGCGCGGCGGCGGCGGCGGCGCCAAGGACGGCUGGGGCGGGUUCCCGGGGCUUUGGCCCGACCACGACCAGAGGGCCACGCCUUCCUCCCUCAACUCCUUCCUACCACCCGACCUCCUCGGCGGCGAGUCCAUCUAAACCAGCACCGAGGUAAUUUCCGCCACUCUGACCGCCACAAGAAGUUCAACAAGUUUCGAAGCCGAAAAUCGUCGUUUAGCAGCCACCGUGCAACGACACUGCUACUCUGAUUUCGGAAUCAGACGUUCGGAGUGCGCUGAUUUCUGAUCCAUCUGCGCGUUCACGCCGUCGCCCGGACUUACGGAGAUUCGACCGACGCUGCCCUGUACUGUACAUACCGUUGCCGUGUCAAUUACCCACGAGUUGCGAAGCUUCGGGUCUGCUUCGACGGCGGCGCGGACCCUGGUGUCUAGUUGUAAUUACGCUUUACCCGUCCCCCGUAUGGGGACAGACUAAUUUUAUUCGCCUAGUCAGAUCGCGUCGGACGCGUCGCGCCGCGGACCGCACGAGGCGCGACGCGGCCGCAGUAGCCAACUGUCCACAAUACUAUUAUCUACUGUGUUUGUAAGUGUUCAUGUAGAUUAUUUAGUGUACAUAAGAAUUAUACAUAUACAACGGCAGACAUAGAAUGUAUCGACAGUUAUAUGAAAUAUAUUAUUAGCGCUAGGUGGCUGGCCCGCGGGCUGGUGAGACCGGCCCGCGGACCGUACUUGAUCGGACCGGAUGGACCGCGGGUCCGUUCCUGUAUUCUACCAAAUAACGUAGUAUCGGAAUAUAGAGUAGUUGCGUCGCGGGCUACCUCAGUCACUCGUCCCGUGGCCUUAUUUUAGUGUGUAUUUAUUUUGUUGCACUCGAGGGCUGUUGCUGUUUCGCCCGUCGAGCUGUUGCGUUCCGAGUUUUCUCUUUCGUGUUCGUGUUUUUUUUAUUUUUUUUUCUCGUUUUAUCCAUACUGAUGUAUUUUUAAUUAUUAUUUAUUCUGUUUUGAAUUCUCACUCGUAAUGAGCCUUUCGUUUUCCAAUAGUGAUAUUUUUAUUCAGCAAUAAAUGUAUAAGUGCAUUUCGCAGAUAAACAAAUGUUUACAAUUAGUUUGUAAUUUUAUAUAAUAAAAAAUUUAAUAAAAAAAAAAUGAAAAUUAUGAGAUUCGAAGUGCAUUCUUGUAGUGGUAAAUUCCUUUUAAGCAGUGUAUAGUCUGAAAUGGAAAUGAGUAUAUACAAAAAUAUAUACUGUGGAGCGAGCGGCGCCGGCGCUUGCACUGAACGUUCGCAAGGGCGGUGCAGGUGGGCCAGAGAGCGGAGCAUCUGUGAAGUAACGUCGUGCUUCUAUAAACGUGACUGUUGAAGUGUGCCGAGUUAGUUGGACGUUAUACGACGAUAUCGCUGGGUUCUCAGUUCUCCCCACCCGUGAUGGCGUCGGGUGGGACGGUACAGAACGUGUGCCCGGGUGCUGGCCGGGCGUCGCCACGGUGUCGACAGUGAGUGACGACAGUGUGGACAAUAUUACGAACGAAGUUUAGUAUACAGUGGUGGUGGCGACGCCGGCCGCAGAAUGGCGAACGGACCGCGCGCUCCCUUGCAAUCCAGUAAUCCUGUGAUGUAAAGUAUCUUGCCUAAAUGUAAGGAUAAUCUAUUUUGUUGGAGGGUAUCGAACGAGAAGCGAGUCGCCGGCGCGGCGGUCCGCCUCCGUCGUUGCUGAUGUUUCCCCAAAAUUUUUCCAGUAUUUGUGAUUCAAGUGCCACUUUAUGUUUAAUAAUAUAUGAAACGAUUAUCUAGAUUAUACGAUUAAUGUAAGGGUAACCUAAUAUAUUAUUAAAUUGAAAAAAUUGUUUUAUCAUUUUAUAUUACAUACAUUUGUGAGAAGUGUUAAAAAAGUACUAUAAUUGACAGUAAAUAUUACACUUUUGUGUAUAGGUAAGAAUAAAGUUCUAACUUAAAUUUAGCCAUAUCAAUAUCUAUUUAAUAAAAAAAAGAUUUGUGGUAUUUUCUAUAGGCUCAAUUUGAACGUUAUUCAAAGUGACAUAUGCUUUAGAUAUUCUGUUAAUAAUAUACUUGUAGUCGUAGGCUCCAUGUCGGUAUUACAUCAUUGUAGUUAUAUAAGUAUACACUUAAGUCCUAUCGUAGGUUUCAAUAAGAAUACUAUUGAUAUUUAAUGGCAACGAUCGCACUUGUAAAUGUUCGUUAUUAUAAAGUUUAUUUACAUUUUUAUUUACUUUUUAAUUUAUUAAUGGUGUGCCACAGAGAUACUCUGCCAAAAUAUAUCAUUACCAAUAUAUUACGGGAUUAGCUAAGCAGAGAGGCGGGUAGACGCCCCCCCGUACCAUAGAGACCGUCUACGACGGACCCACCACGCUUUCGGCCUCCCGCCAUCACAAAGCGAAUGACUAAUGUACAUUAUAAUAAAUAUCUUGUAUUUCGUGCAUCUUCCAGUGAUCUUACGAUUAAACAUAACGACUAGCUGUAAGUUAGGUGUAAGUAAUCGCUGUACCUUGUCGGGCCUCGCGCUCGAGAACUUUCACAAAUUAAUUAAGUUAGGAGACGCGAUAUUGGAUAUAUAUUUGUGCGUUAUGAACUCUUGAUCGCUUCGGACCUGUAGUAGUUCUAGUUGAUUAAAUGUUUCGAUGUAUGAUGUGUUCAUUUAGAAACAGAAAUUAGCAUCUCUCAUUACUACCUUGAUACCUUACUAUAGGGACCGACGGACGGUGUUUCUCUUUCACGAAUUGCAUAAUCUUUGUUGCCUAAUUGUUUGCGAAUCGUUCGUGUACGACGGUUACAGUGGCGGUCAAAGUUGUAAACGUUGGUUAUAGUCGGGACAUAUUCCAAAGCGCGCUAUAAGACUGUCUGAACAUCUCCACCGCAAUGAUAGCAACGCACAUCAUACUAUGCAAUCGCACCAAUGACGCAACGUUGCAAAAGGGGCCAUAACUAGGUAUUGUCUUGAAUUAUAAUGUUAGAUUGCCAAAGAGUGAGUAUCAAAGAUAUAAAUGGUGUCUAAAACCAGAUUGCAUCUCUGCGCUUGAUUAUUCUUCCAAAUUGAUUUGAAAUUAUUUUUGUGGUACGGGUUAUUGAUCUGAUGUUCCUAUAUCAAUCGUGUUACGUCUGUACAACAAUAGUACACACAAACUAACAGUUCUAUGUCAAUUCUAUUGUUGUCGAGCUCAAUUUACGGGAGGGUCUUUUUUUAUCUAAUUGAUAAAGUUAAAAUGAGAAUGUUACAUUUUUUUACUGAUAUUACUAUUCUGUCCACAUGUAGUACACCGACGUACUCGUUGCGGAAACUGCAAAAGUUCUCCGGUGGAAUAUGUGAAUUUAAUUCAGCAAUAAAAUAUUAACAUUGAACAUUAAUUUUUAUAAAAGUUUUUUCAAUAUUUUAAUAGUAGACAAGCCGAAGUAACGGAAAGUAUAAUGAUCCAGUGCCCUGUAGAAUACGUUGUCCAUAGAAUAACGACAAUCGUAAUGCCUUGAAAUGUUUAGUCAGUUAAAAGGUAACCAGUACUUAAAUAAUGGGUAUAAUGUUUAGGCGUUGUGGUAGGAGUGGCGAGAGCGGCCACGCCAGGCCUCAAGGUUGUGAACAGUGGCGAUCGCACCGCCGCGUUAACUGAAUCUCCUCUGGUUCAAUGACUGCGUCUUAUUUCCUGCACACAAUUGCCCACGUGCAAUUUAGUCUGUGUUAUUAUUAUGUUGUUGUAUAUUUAUUACAUACAUCUAUACCGUAAUAUGUGUAUAUAUUGUGAAAUUUAUAUUCAUAAAAAAAAGAUUUAAUACGCUUCACGCUUUCACUUUUAACAUUUUCGUAACUUGUUUCUGUUAUUUAGAAUAAAUUUACGUACCUAAUUAUAAUAAUUAUCAUAGGUGUAAAUGUAAGAAUAUAUAAAAAAACAAAAAUAAAAAAAAUAAAAAACGAAAAAAAGAGAAAAGCAAUUAAAAGAAACCAAUGAUUGUGCCUCAAUGAACUGUGGUACGUUACCGUAACCGAUGGCAGGUGUAAUCGUUUCCUUCAAAAAUGUAUUAUAAUGAAUUUGUGCGCUCGGCCGCCUGGUCGGGCGGUAGACAAUAUAAGGCUGCGUGCAGCGGGGCCCGCGCCCACGCCUUUGUGUAAUCAUAAAUGAGCUUAGCUAUGUUUUACUUUUAUUGUAAGUGUUAUGUCGUCAAUCAACAUUUUAUAUAUAUACCUAUGUGUAAAUAUUUUUAUCUAUUUAUUUUGGUUUUUUCAUGAAGUUUACCCGAAUUAACGAACUUGAAAAAUUUGUUGCUUUAUUUUUGAGUCACUUUCGUAUGAUACAUUUAUAAUCACGCGGGUUUCGUGCGAACUCGUAUCCAAAUUCGUGUCUAUUCCACAACUUGAAUGCCAAAGUCGAUGUCUAUGCCAUUAAACGACCACUACUGUUCUUAGAUUAUCUGCAUCGAUCUCUGACAUCACAACAAUAUAUUGAUCGUACAAAUGCGAGCCAUUUAUAAAAAAUAUACAGCCUCUGCUUAGGUCGUUAUUCUAUCCAAGCUGCUCUGGUGUUAUUUUAGCUCAAGUAUUCAAAUAGUAGUUUGCUCAUAAUAUUGUUGUUAAUUUUAAUUAUUUUAUUGUAUUUAAGGCUGUAGUACCGUUCGAGGAUAUCAGUACGCGAAUCGCUUUUUCAAAUAAUUCUGUAGACACCGUAAUGUUUUGGUUCUAGCUCGCUGUGAUCACACGACUGAAGUUCAAAUAUAAUAUGCGAAUAGUGAUAGGGGGUUACCUGGGACUCGGUGGAGAUCGCGUACUGACUUCUCGCGGUGUUGACACUAAACGCUUUCCCUAUUAGAGUGGAGUGUAUUCUAAAAACCUAUUUUGUAAUCUCCCAAUUUAGCUUUUAAUCCCGUGAGUCGUCGUAUUCAGUGAGUCGGUAUGCCGCCUAUAUUUUAUUUCUGAACUGUCACACGAUUUCGUGUAAUUUUUAUAGUUUUCAUUCGCUGUUUGCUGCUAGUGAUUUCGGCACGAUCGAGUCAUUGGGCAUAGAAUGUCAGCAGCAGUGCGCUAGCGCUUCUGCUCAUUGUCGCAAUCUCUUCAUUGUGUUAUUAACGCAUUGUACUUCAAACUGGCACACGUUACUUAUUCUUAUCUCAGGUAUAGGGACCAAACAUGUAUGGGGUAGUGUGUCUUGCUGAAUUCUCACAAAGCUGAAUUGACUCAACGCAUAAUCACUAAAAGACAUUUCUCAUUUUCCAUUGUUUGUAUCCUCUGCCGUCGCAUAAUAAUGACGAAUUUGAAUUUAUGACAUUACUUAGUGAUAGUGUUACAAUAUUCAAGAGGGCCUUUUAAUUUUAAUAAGGUUAAAGUUUUUCUUGUUGUCUUUAUUUAUAUAUAUUUUUGUACGUUACGACGUUGGGCGUCCUACAAUAGAAGCACAUUAGGUGAUAUCUACAAAGAAACUAGUCUUCCUUGUUUAUGAGGGGUCGUGGCGGUGAUGCGACGUCGGCACAAGAGGCAAUCAUUCCUCUAGUCUUGUUAUGUGGUGCGAUAAAGUUAAUACCAAAUAUAAAUAAAAUAAAAAAAGGCUUUUGACGUAGUGUGUAGAGGUAUUAUGGUAGAUCGGCCCGAGCAGCUUGGAACCCUGUGACAUGUUACAAGGGAAUGGUUGGGUAGUAUUAUAAUAAUGCAUUUAUUUCUCUUUUUAUCAUAGUCACUCAAGCAUAUAUUUUUAAUUAAUUGAGCUAAUGCCUAAAAUUGGAAUAUCAGAGUUUAUUUAGGAUGUUUCAUAUUUUACAUUUUAGUGUUUAAAUAUCUAAAAUUUACCUUAAUUAUAGUGAAUGGAUUUUUGUAUUAUUGGUAUAUAGCUGUAAGUUAAAGGGUGUUCUUGAUAAACAACAAACAACUGAUUAUAACAAAAAAAAAAUUAACUGAGUGACUUUACGUGUAAACAGAGGGCCAUUGAUUAAAAAAUGUUGAACUAAGCUAAAUUCUCUAUAAUGGUAAUUUAACUAAAUGUGAUUGCUGAAAAAAUAUUUUUAACUGCUUUAUGUAUAGUAAUUAUAGAUCAGUAAGUCGCCAUUUAUCCGUUAGCUCGGUGAGCGGUAUCAAACAUACAUGCACACUAUCUGUAUUAUGUAGUCGAUCUAAUAACGGGGAGGGAACGCAGACGUUUUGGCGUCACAUCGAAUCGUAAAUUGGUUGUGUAAGUGUUACGUUGUUCGUGCCAAGAAAUAGUUUACAAUCACGUCAGAAAGAUUCAUACAUUGAUUCCAACCUCUAUGGUCCAUACAACACGUGCGGGCAUACGUGUGUAAGCUCAAGUUUCUGUGCGCGAACUGUAACGAAUAGUCUACUUAUGUCUUUAGAGCCCAAAUGUCUGCGUUUCCGCCGCGAUCAGGUGCAUACCUUCUCUGCGAGCAAUAAAAAAAACACUAUAGUUGCAUUUGAUUCGUUGUAUUGGAACACUAUUAUAGCGUUUAUGUAUAUAUGUAUGUGUACGAAGGCCAACCCCCACCACAUAGUUAAUUGAUGCAGUAGACUCCAGAUGCUGCUUGCUAACUACACAAGACACUGCUUCUCUAGUCUCUCUUGCAUUCGAACAUCGCUUUAAUAAAGCUUUUGUUAUCGAGCAUAAUUAACGAUCAUAUCCUUUUAUGACUAGUUUAUAUUCGUAUUAUUCUUUCAUUAGAUCUCUGUUGUACCUGUUUGAAAUUGUUUAUAUUGAAUGUUCAUUUGUACGCUAAGAGGAGUGCAUCGGUCUCGACGUCACCGUGCUUCAUUCGAUAUACGUAAUUGUAGUACUAGUGACCAAAUUAUCUGUUCCACUAAAACGAAAAACCUCUCAAUAUGUCCAUAUCUAUUGGCGUCAAAAUCAAUACUCUGUGGUCUUAAAUUAGUCACUUUUGUACCUUGAUUGUACUUGAAUAAUAAAACCUAGUAAGUGAGGAACGACUAAUCCAAUUCUGAAAUAUACUUAAUUUAAAUUUUAACAGACUGAUAUCUGUGAUUAAGAAAAUAUUUUUAAAUAUUAUCCAGUGAGUCGGAUGAGAAUAUUUAUUUUGUUAGAGGUUUCCUACUGCCGUCGCUCGGCGCAUAUUACUAUGUGACGUGACACUACUGCUUCGUAUAUUUUUUUACUUUAGUGAGAGUAACGAGUUUGAAUACAUAUUAAUAUGAUCAUUGUUGACAACUGACCUUUCGUUGGUACUAGUUUUACAUUUAAACGAACAAGCUUGUUAAAUAACAAACCAACCCCACCAUAGCAUAGUAGCUACCCUAUGGGAACGUGCAUUACCAAGGUGUAACGAUUACAUGACAUAAUUUCUUAAUGAAUUCUGUCUGCACACUAUGGAGACUGAUAAAACUGAAGUUAAUAAUGUUAAUAACCACCGAUGUCAUCUGAAAUUGUUUUCUUAAAAUACCUAUUUGAUCUUGAACGUUGCAUAUCUACUACAUUUCUAAUUCGAAUGAUUUUGUUGUAUUCAUAUCUGUAAUUUCCACAACAUAUGAGUUAAGUUUGAUAUUUAUAAAAAGCCUUAUGUUAACAUAAUAAUUGUAUUUAAAUACCUGGUAGUUAGUUACGUAGUGAGUGACAUCUCAUUUAUAUGAAAGUAAAGCGAUUGGCAUUUCACUGACUAAAUAAUAUUUUUGGUACCACCUUUGAGUUAAAAGUACAAUGUAGUUAUAAAGCGUGUUUAAUUGAUGUAUGUAUUCAUUACAACAAUAUCAAUGGUAAUCUAAGUUAGUGUAGACUUAAGAUGUCUCGUCUCACAUUACACCAAUUAAUAAUUAAUAAAUCUCCUUGAUAUUUGUAUUGGAACACUUACUAUUAAUAGGCCAGAUACUAAAUUAUGUCAUAUUUACUUGUAUCAAUAGGGUAAAGAAAAAUAUAAUGAAAAAAGGCAAAAAAAAAAAUUUUUUUUUCUGUGCAAAACUCUGUGAUGAGAAUUUAUUCUAAAGAUCUAGUAUUAGCUGAAAAUGAGACGAAGGCUUGUCACUCUGGAAUUUCCCCUCCAUUUUGUGAAUGUAACAGCUGUUAAUACUCAUGUUAUGUAAAGCUGACACCCGAGGGGAAAUAACUCGUGGCAUGCCGGAGUUUCAUUGUGACUUUGAAAGUUGAACUUUUCAGUCUUUGCGCGCAAAGGGUUGUGUAUUAUUUUUACGUAGUACAAAUGUGUUCGCAAUUUGAUUGCUGCUGUAGUGUUCCUUAUGUUCUUAUUCAAAUUAACUUUGUUGGGUAUUUAUUUGGAAAUUUGUAUUUUUAAUAACUAAAAUGUAUUGUAAAUCAUAAACGAGGCGAGCGUUAAAAUUUUGUAAUAGGAAAAUUGUGUAUGAACGGCUGCCUUAAUAGUAAUAUGUGUAUCAACCUUCCUUCCUCGUACAUGUGUGUAGUCCGGGCGGUUCGCUGUAUAGAACCGCUUUGGUCCGCCACGUACCAAAUAAUAGGGUAGCCAUGAUUUGGACCGCGCGACCCCAGCUUUUGUUCACUUUUGCCAUGGCGACUGGGCAUUUUCUUACUCCUUUAUGCUGCGUUCACAAUAAGUAUGCUUAAGUGCCUUCAGAUUUGUAUGUAAGCGAAAUUCAACGCGAAAUAUUUUUUUACCAAGUCUUUUCGAUUCUUAUUGCAUAUUAUAUUCAUAUCAUUUUGUAGAUAAAUCAAUUAGUGAAAUAUUCGUUUUAGACAGUAGGCUCAGUCGCCCACCGGCAGAGGGCUCGCGUGGUCCUGAGCUCUUAUCUAUUACCUCAUUCAAUAACCUCACAUAGUGUGUCCUAUAUCAAAUUAUUUUAUCGACUCUGUACUUAUCGCACGCACUGCACUGUUAUUUGGUACACUUUACUUCUGUUUAAGUUAAUUUAAGGUGUUUUAUCAUAAAUUUUAUCAGAUAUUCGGUAUAUUUUCCUGUUACUUUUCUGAUACUACCUAAAAGCAAUGUAUUUUACAAACAAAACAGGAGAACAAUAAUUAUUAUGUAAGUGUAACAGUUAGUGAAUUUAAGUGUGCUAUUUUCCAUUCCAGAACUCAACGAUAUCAAUGUUCAUGUAAACUUAUGUUCGGGUUUUAAAAAUGUUAUUAUUGUAUAAUUAAAACUAAACCUUAUGUGAUUGAAAUGCAAUGUUUAGAAGUAUUUUAUUCUUUAUUUUUUACCAUUAAUUAAUGAAUAGUUAGUAGAGAUCUAUUUGAGAGUCUAAUGUAUCAAUUAUUUGUAAAGUUGGCUGUAACUAAUUAGAAAGUUACAAUAAGUAGACAUAUUUUAAUAUAAUAACAUUUGGAGCAAAUUUUAUGUAGACGACAAAAUAGUUGUUUUGAUGAUUAUGUGAAGUGUUGUAUCGUAUCGUAUCGUUAGCGCAAUGUGUACGCACAACGGUGAGGCGGGUCGAGGGUCGCGGCGGGCGGCGGCGGCGGCCGUGGCGGCAGCGAGCGAGCGUGCGACAUGCGACGCGUGUAGCGACCGCGACCGCCCGCCGCCGUCGCCCCGGCGCGACCUCCAGUCACUCCUCGACCGGCAGACCCUCGACUCUCACUGCACAGCACUGCUAGACUAAUUCAGUUAUGCGUAAGGAUAUUUUUCUUACAUUUCGAUAAGAGUAAUGUUUAUAGUAUAGGCAAUAAAUAAUGUUUAACAAAAAGUCCCUAUAUAAUCGAACUGACGACAGAAACGCAUGUUAUAUUUGUGGCCUCUUUAUGAAUAAGAUCUAAGUUACAUGUUAAAGAAAAUUAAUUUUGCUAUGCACAGAAAUGAUACUCAAUUAAUUGCCAAAAAGUUAUAUGUAUAUUCAUAGUUCAACAAUAUUUCUUUUGGGCAUAUUUACUUUGAAUUUAUUAUGCAAACUUAGAUUAUGAUUAAGUAGUUGUAGAUUUAUAUGUAGAGUGAAUGCAUAUAUUAUAAUAUAAUAUAUCUAUAUAUUUAAAAGUAAGGUGAAUUUGAGAGGUAUCAAUUUCAUGUAUUGUUCUUAAGUUUAGAUAAUAAAUGGGUUUAGCCAUACUUCGGCUGGUUUGAUAUGUAUGUUAUCUGAUUAAUUGUAAAAAAAAUAAAAAAAAUCAUUAAACUCGUUAGUUUUAUUUAUCUCCACUUAAAUACCCUGUAUGUUUUUUGUGCCGUUUUAUCACGGUUGAUGAUUGUCUUUGCUUGGGAAAUGGGAACAUUGCCAAGGGCUCAGUGUAUUUCUGGCAGCUGGGAAUUUUGGUUAGUUCUCAAAAUAUUCAAAAAAUUAAUAAUAAAAGGGAAUUCAAAUACCUAUAUAGUUUAUGCUUGUGUUAAGGAGGAGCUCGUUGGCGCAGGUGGUUAUCGCAUUCGUCACGGUCUACGACCGUGCGUCACAAUGUACCGCAAGCAAGAACAACUAGCAAGAAAGUAUUUUUAAAAGCAUGUC